AUGGUUCCACCACCACCAUUUCGACCUUAUGGGGGUGAUGACUGCCAAAUAUUGAGUGAUUUAUCUCGAUUCGAUCACACUUAUGAAUACAAAUUACCUCGAUUACGAAGUACAAGAAACACGACACCUACAACUUCAGAAUUCACUGAAAUUGAAUCAUCAAGAGCGCAAUCAAGAACAUCAUCAGCCAACUUAACAAUUGAUGGGAUAAUACCAUUUUAUUCAUCACAAGCUGGCAAUAAUGAACUGGGCUCAUACUAUGAACCAUUGCAACUGAAGCAAUUUCCCGAUGAAGAAAGUUUUAUACAACCACAAAGAAUACGACGACAACAUAUUUCAGUUGGAGUACAAGUACCACAGGAUAACCCACAACUAUACCAACAAUUGCUCCCUCAAGUACCACCAAAAGAUAUGCCUACAAGAACCAAAUCUCAACGUGAAUUCCUCCCAUAUCCUCCAUCUAUACCUGAUACUAAUGACAUCCCUCCAUAUAACAAUAACCUACUUCCACCAAUACCCCAACCACUGGAGAAAAUGUAUGCUAAAGUUGUUCAAUUUGAUAAUGGAGAUAAUGAUAGUUUAAUGUCACGACAAAAACAUUUAGAACAUGAUUUAAUCAAGCUGGUGAUGAAUCAACCAUUGAUUUCAUUCAAGACUGACAAAUUAGGAGAUCGAUAUUAUGGAAGGAAAAUCACUAUUACUAUGAACUUGGUCCUAUAUUUGAUUGAAAUUUGUUUUAGUGUUAUUGAAAUUGUUCUUUCAACAGUUUUACUACAACGUGACCACACCAUAACUAUUGAUAUUUAUCGAUACUUUAUCGCUGAUGGUGUUAUUACAAUCAUAGUAGCAUUGCUAUUCACAUUACAAGUUGUCACUUAUGAGAAGCGCAAUGGUAGCUUUUACUGUACUGUAGCAGUCGUGUUCAAAUUAGUUUCAUUCAUAAUGAUUAUUGCAUACAUUUUCCCCAGUGAUCAAGCUCAAACUCAACAAGUAUGGCAAAUUAGAAGAGCGUUAGGUGCAUUUAUUAUCAUUUCUACAUUCCUUUGGCUUUCCAAUUUAAUUAUGUUCUUAACAACGCUUUAUAUAUCAAGAUUGAAUUUACUAGAAGAGUUGAAUUUUGAUUAUGAUCAACGAGGGUUGAAUGAGGAGUUUAAUAAGAGGACAAACGAAAAGAAAUCUCGGGGCGGUGAAGACUUGAAGGAAUUUUAUUUGAAUGAGAAUGGAGAGAUGUACGCUUUACAUGAUGAUGAAGAGAGGGAAAAAUAUAAGAAGAAUAACAAAAUAUUAGUAUACACAUUUUGA
This is a messenger RNA of Lodderomyces orthopsilosis Co 90-125, 1302 nucleotides long. RefSeq lists its product as uncharacterized. Lineage: Eukaryota; Fungi; Ascomycota; Pichiomycetes; Serinales; Debaryomycetaceae. The record is from RefSeq and is a predicted model, not a curated record. The transcript has a single exon. The coding region runs from base 1 to 1302 and encodes 433 amino acids.